AUGGUUAUGGAAGUGUUGUCAAAGCUCUUGGAGAAGGCUGUGGACUUGGGACACAUUAGGCUUCAUGCUUCCUGCUUCACGCCUAGAAUCACACAUCUCUUGUUUGCGGAUGAUCUUCUAGUGUUCUCUGAUGGUUCCAGACACUCAAUCUCUGGAGUCAAGGCUGUAAUGACAGGGUUCAAGGAGUGGUCAGGACUUGAUAUGAAUGCCGCGAAAUCAGAGAUUUUCUUCGGGGGUUUCUCAGAUAUUGAGACUGCAGUAAUAAGCGACAUCACUGGAUUUAAAGUCGGAACCUUCCCAACUAGGUAUCUCGGUCUUCCUCUCAACCCGAAGAAAAUAAGCUUCACUACGCUGCAGCUGUUCCUUGAGUGUAUUUCUUGUAAGCUUAACUCUUGGACUGUUAAGAGCCUAUCCUUUGUAGAGAAGAUUACACUUGUAUCAUCGGUGAUCUAUGGCAUUGUCAACUUCUGGAGCUCAGUGUUCUCUCUGCCGAAAAAGUUUUACAACAGAGUGGACUCCAUCUGUGCCUCCUUUCUAUGGAAGAACAAGACUACUGCAGGCUCUGGUGCCAGAGUAAUGGGGCUAAGCGGUGUGGACCACCUGCUUCUUUGGGACUGGAAUGCUGUUGAAAAUCUUAUUAGGUUUCUGGUCAUAUUUUACAACAGCACCUUGGCUGUCUCUGUCUCAUCUAAGGUUAAUGCACUCAAAUGCUAUGGUGAGAUAGUGAUGAUUGAGAGAAAUCUCACUGGUUUAGCUAAUAGCUUAGACUUGGAGUUGAAGUGGAAGGCAUAA
Brassica rapa (field mustard) is the source of this 792-nucleotide messenger RNA. RefSeq lists its product as uncharacterized. The record is from RefSeq and is a predicted model, not a curated record. Lineage: Eukaryota; Viridiplantae; Streptophyta; Magnoliopsida; Brassicales; Brassicaceae.